CUAAGUCACUACAGAUGCCGGGAGACGAUAAGAUAGCGAUGGCGGGCCAUACAGUGUAACCCCAUUGUCCCUGGGCGCUUGCAGCGUCUUGGCUCACCAGCAAAGAAUUUAGGGCUGGGAGGAAACAGGAGCGCGCACAGGGGCUUGAGCCUUGGGAGAAAACUGACUGUUUUCCGUUGGUUCCCGUCGCACAAGAGGAGGAUAAACGAAGGCAUGAGCGAAAAUGGAAGGUGCAUUGUAGAGAGUGACGGACGACUAUUGAACUGUUCCCAGCAGUCCUUACUGAGGCUUUGCAAUGAACUCGGCGGAUGAUAGAAUGGGCCGUGGUGGCUCACCACGGCACUGCUCCGUGCUGCUGCGCUCACUAACGGCUGCUUUGCUCGUGGGUGCAGUCCUAGUGUCAAUCAGUGGUGGUUGUUGUGCCACAGUGCACCGUGGCCAUACUCUGACCAGUGACAAUACAGAUGCAGCUAAGGCAUACGCCAGCAGUGCAGUUGCACCAAACGCGGAAGGCUCUUCUUCCAGGAGGGCCAGGCGUUCUGAUGAGGACAGUGCCUCUGAGAUGAGGUCAACUGCAGUCAGCUCGGAUGCUGAUACGGACUCAGAUAGCUCCAGCUCAGACGGAGAUGGACAGCCUGCGGUUCAAGGCGCAAUACAAGAUCCUCAAGCUGCGGUUGUGGAGAUUCCCACUGACCCAGCCGAGGUGGCUAUACCGCCAGACACAAGUCGUGGAUUUGCCAUACCCGACAUCUUCGCUGGGCCAGCGUUCAUGGCUGGUGUUGGCGAUAUACCUGAGUUAACAGAUGGAACUAUGACGGACUCCAACGGCAACGUGGUGGCCAGGCGCAAAGGCAAUCCACCCACUGCGCCCAAAAAACCGGCAAACUGUGCUCAGAAAGUCAUAUGCAAACAGGUCGAACUAAUGCGGGAUUUCGUGAGCUUUGCAUACGAGUCGGUUUUGAACGUGCUGUACGAGAUCUCGUCGACGGCGAUCCCAGCGAUCCUGAAAGAAACCAAGAACUUAGCAAGCGGACGUCGCGAGUGUUCAGACAUCCUAUUCAUGAACAGUACACACUUGGUGGUGUCCAUUAGACACGGAAAGGGCGAUGCGAUGGUCAGGCUCAAGCUCGCGCCGCUCCGCGCUGCGGACGGCAGUCACAUACCCAGUGAAUCGCUGUACACGACCGGGGAGCUACCCGGGUUUGGAGCGCUGCAGAACCACAUAACGUACAAUACUCGUGGACAGCCGGUCAAUUCUGUGUUCCUAGUGAGGUUCCCCAAUGCUAAGAAGUUCGUCAAGUUCCCAGUCACAGGACAGGAGUGCAGCAAGUGUGGCGAGCCUCGCGCACCCGUCUACCCCGUCCGCCUGGAUCUCAUACCGAAGUCUGAGCCGGAACGCGCAAUCAGAGAGGCAGCUCUCACCACCCUCAUUGAGUACACAUGUAUUUGAAUACUAAUGAUAACAUGUGUAAGUCGGAAAGCCCAGGCACCAAGCCCCGGUCCAGCAGCCCAUGCUUUUGUUGUAUGUGCUUUCUUGUAAAGAACACUAAGUCUUAGUGAUUUACAUUUGAGGCAGUAGGAGAAAAUUAAUGUUAGUUCUUCGUCCUUGCAAGCAGCUUCUUCCUACAUGUACUAAAAUUAAUGUCCACAGAACAACAAGGGCAAUCAAGGCUACAGCUGUAGUUUGCCUCUACUCUGAGUUUCAUGCUUACGAGAUAAUCAGCCAACAAAUGUAUACUAAUAAUUAUUAUUAUCUAGAACGAGGUCUGUCUCAUUGUCCAGGAGACGACCAAUCAGUAAGUAAAUGUACCGGAUUUGUUUGUAAUAUACUUUAUUAUUAUUAUUAUUAUUAUUAUGAAAUGACCCAAAGGCAAUGUGCCUAUCGAGGGGUUCAUUUGAUUGAAAGAACAGUAGAUGUAGAU
Sycon ciliatum is the source of this 1922-nucleotide messenger RNA. RefSeq lists its product as uncharacterized. Lineage: Eukaryota; Metazoa; Porifera; Calcarea; Leucosolenida; Sycettidae. The record is from RefSeq and is a predicted model, not a curated record. The coding region runs from base 296 to 1450 and encodes 384 amino acids. The transcript is spliced from 2 exons.